Molecule: messenger RNA, 1029 nt
Organism: Cololabis saira (Pacific saury)
Lineage: Eukaryota; Metazoa; Chordata; Actinopteri; Beloniformes; Belonidae
Product: homeobox protein Hox-B1a-like
Exons: 2
Coding region: 1-1029 (342 amino acids)
Biological process (GO): regulation of transcription by RNA polymerase II
Cellular component (GO): nucleus
Molecular function (GO): RNA polymerase II cis-regulatory region sequence-specific DNA binding; DNA-binding transcription factor activity, RNA polymerase II-specific
Source: RefSeq, a predicted model, not a curated record
AUGAACUCGUUCGUGGAGUUCUCCGUGUGUAACCGUCAGGGGAGCGGCGGUUAUUCUGCCCCCAAAGCCGGGUACCCCCCCCACCCCCACCUGCACCACCACCACCACCACCUCCCCCUGGACCAGCACUUCUCCGUGGCCCCCGGGGGCCUCCACCCGGGCCCCGGGGGGGACGGCGGCUACGCGGCGGACGGGAGGGGGUACGAGGCCGCGGGUGCGAGCCAGCAGCCGCAUGCACACACCGGUUAUCACCACCAGAACCAGAACCAGAACCAGUUACUGUGUCAUUACACCAACGGGAGUGUGGGGGGCUCGGGGCCCUACGGGGGCCCCUGUUCCGCAGACUCCGAGUAUGCGGGUCACCCCGGCUCCGGGGCCCCCCAGUACUUCAUGGAGGAGUCUGUGGGCCCCCCCUACUACCAGCAGCCGGCCUUCCCCGGCACGGCCGGCUACACCCCCCUCACCGGGGCCUACUGCGGGGCCCAGGGCUCCCUGUCGGGCCCCCAGUACCCGCAGCAGCAGGGGACCCUGGACCCCGGAGCUUACCUGGGGCUCCCCCAGCCGGCGGGCUACGACCUCCUGUCCGGGUCCCAGGACGGAGGCCGAGGGGACGAGGACCAGCAGGCCGGACAGGGACACACGUUCGAGUGGAUGAAGGUGAAGCGGAAUCCCCCCAAGACAGCCAAGGUGUCGGACUUCGGCCUGUCCCCGCACAACAACGCGCUGCGCACGAACUUCAGCACGCGCCAGCUGACGGAGCUGGAGAAGGAGUUCCACUUCAGCAAGUACCUGACGCGGGCGCGGCGGGUGGAGAUCGCCGCCACGCUGGAGCUGAACGAGACGCAGGUGAAGAUCUGGUUCCAGAACCGGAGGAUGAAGCAGAAGAAGCGCGAGCGCGAGGGCGCCGGCGCGCGCCCCCGCUCCGCCGGCGGGGACGCGGACGGCGGAUUCAUCUCCAAGGAGACGGACGACACCGACCACUCCUCCGCCUCCACGUCUCCCGGCGCGUCCCCGAACUCCGAAACGUAG